Messenger RNA from Amphimedon queenslandica, 545 nucleotides. RefSeq lists its product as uncharacterized. NCBI's taxonomy places the organism in Eukaryota, Metazoa, Porifera, Demospongiae, Haplosclerida, Niphatidae. The coding region runs from base 4 to 447 and encodes 147 amino acids. Gene Ontology annotation, biological process: snRNA 3'-end processing. The record is from RefSeq and is a predicted model, not a curated record. The transcript is spliced from 5 exons. Gene Ontology annotation, cellular component: integrator complex.
GUAAUGUGGAAAAUAUUAAUAUUAAUAUCAAAUAAUAGAUCAGGUUUUCUAAAGUGUAGCUCAUUAGUUUAUUCAUUAUUAUUUGUAUUGAUAUUAAAUUGGAGGAAAGGACGGUCUGCCCCUGCAAUUAGUUAUAACGAGGAUUUACUAUCAACCACCCAGUUAAUACAAUCACUAGCUACUGCUAAAUGGUUGGUAAAGCCAUUGUGUUAUGUUAGUGAAUUAUUUAGUGAACUGUCUUGUGAAGACAUAGCAAGAUUGUUAGAAAUAUGUAACUCAUUUAUAUAUAGUAAUUAUCAAGAUAUACUAAAAGGAAAGAUUCCUACUGAAGAUUCCCUCCCUGAUAGUUCAUGGAGUACAUUGAAGGCAAUAUUAAGACAAAAUAUUAAUAAAUUUGGAAACAUUUACUAUAGAUUUGUAUCUAGAGAACACAUCACUACUAAUUAAUAAUAAUAAUAAUAUGAAUGAAAUUUAAAAAGCAUGAGAACACACUACUAUUAUAAUUAAUAAUCCAUAUAGUUAUUGAAACUCCUGUUUAGAUUGAA